This is a messenger RNA of Tigriopus californicus, 1577 nucleotides long. RefSeq lists its product as uncharacterized. The coding region runs from base 138 to 1562 and encodes 474 amino acids. The transcript is spliced from 2 exons. The record is from RefSeq and is a predicted model, not a curated record. NCBI's taxonomy places the organism in Eukaryota, Metazoa, Arthropoda, Copepoda, Harpacticoida, Harpacticidae.
CUCACGAGGAUUGUUCCACCCAUUGUGCCAAAGGACGUUGUGCAGUUGCCAGUGACUCCCAAACUUUGUGCUCCUCAUUCCCAAACUUUGAUGGAACCACAGAGUGUAAAGCUGAUAUUUGCACUCUCGAGUGUCCGAUGGAUAAGGUCAUCAUUGAUCCAAACGUCAGACCUCCUUUGCUUAGUUCUUUAACUGUUCAAUGCGAGUUUGUCAAUGGCUCUGGGCAAUGGAUCUUUGAUAAAGAACGGGUGUUGAGUGAUCCCAAGUGUGUUCCGAUUCGGUGCACGAUAUGUGAUGACAACUCUUGCAAGGAAUCCGACCUUUGUGGCAAAUCCUGCUCUUUGGACCAUGUUCCAACCCACUUACAAGUGAUCCAAACCAAUGAGGAUGGUUCAGCAGAUUUCUCAUGUAGGUCCGUGAACCACCGGCUCGUUCAGUACUUUUGGAACAAGAAUGGAAAUGCGAUAGAUUCGUUUCUAUGCUUGGGCUCUGUUUUCACAUCCCGAUGCGAAUCUGCAGAGACCUCCUCAACGCCCUCGUGGUCCAAAUUGAGUGGCUCACAAAUGCCAAUAUGUGCAAAAGGAUGUUCCCCAAACAAGAGUAAUUGCCAAUGCUCGGCAUUGGAUUUUUGUCAGAGGAAAUGUGCCACUUGCAUUCCCGACUCAUUUGAGCCAUGUUCCAAAGGGAACAGAUGUUCAGAUUGGUCCAAAUCUUGCGAUGUCAACCCGAGGCUGUCUCAGUGGCAAUGCUUGCCCAAAUGUAAGACUCGGAUAUACCAAGGAACCGUCCGGAGAGAGCUAAACGGUCGCUCGGUCCUACAAUGUGACUUUCAUUUUGCCGUGGAUCAUUUCAAGGCGCGUGGCCCAAAGACAUUUGUGACUUGUUCCUAUUCCACUUGCCAGCCUAUGUGGACUUUAUUAGACCCUGAGCACGUGCAAAAACCGGCUAAUUGUGCAUUUGAUCCCGUUCCUUGCGAUCUUAAGGAUUUAAUGUUCAUCCCAAAUGCUAGGAUCCAUUUCCAAAAUGGAACUCUGAGCCCUAAGGCUCGACGAUUUACCCGACAACGAGCUCAAGUGAGGUGCAACAGUUUUCAUUUGCUCAAAGUCUAUGGCAAGGUUUUACUCGAGAACUCAAAAAUGGUCCAGUUGUCUUGCCAAUCCGUAAAGGGUGUUCCCGAAUGGACCUUGUCGGAUGGAACGCCUUUCCAAGUGGGUAAUCUUCGUUGUGAAGAGGGAUGCUUGACCAAUGCCGAUUGUCAUAAAGAAGGGUACUAUUGUGAUACACAAACCCAUUUGUGCGUUCACUCUCCUUGCCCCAAAGUGGUUCCCCAUGGAGAUAUUAGAUUUGUUGCCACUGAAGGUCAACUCGUAUGCCAUUCUGGACAUGUGAUAUCAUAUCCAAGGGUCCUAGUACAAAAGGCAUUUAUUGCCUGUCAACAACAAAACAGAUGCGACAUCCUUCCAACUAAACAGGCUCUAAUCAAGUGCCAACAUUAUCAGGAGGAUUCUGGCCAUUGGAUGCUCGCUAUUCAACCUCCAAAUCAGGCAAGAUCUUGGCUUUAAAUAAUCCCCUUCCAU